GAAUCAACACAUUUGAGCCUCAGCAGAAGUCACCAGUCUGUAAAGGAGAAGAUGGUCAUUGAGAUUCCAGCUCUAGGACGGCCGUUCUCUCUCGGGAUGCUGUAUGAUUGCCGGGAUGAUAAACUGAUUCCAGGUAUUACAUUUUGGAAGAAGGAGACGCUGGAAAAGGAUGUCCAGACAACAUCCCAGGAGAACACCUGCUUUGACAUAUUAGCAUCGGACACCAUGGCUGAUAAAUCGUCCGCAUUAAAUAUUAAGACUUCCUUGAAAGCCAGUGUUCUCUGUAGUCUGGUACAUGUUGGUGGAUCUGCUAAUUUCCUGCAGGAUAUGAAAACAUCCAAAACACAGGCCCGGAUUACUCUUAAAUAUUGUAGAAGCACAAGGUAUUCCCAGCUCAGCAUGAACCAUCUGAGUCCUGGGAACCUAUCUUAUCAUGAUGGGUUUGAUAAAGGAAUCGCAACUCAUGUGGUUACCGGGAUUUUAUAUGGAGCCCAAGCUUUUUUUAUAUUUGAUCAAGAUGUCAAGCCAGAACAAAAUGCUAUGGAUGUACAAGGAAAUCUCGAAGCAAUGAUCAGGAAAAUACCCCAAAUUGCAGUAAAUGCCCAAAUAAACAGCACAGUGAAGGAAACAGUUUCUAAAUUUAACUGUAAAUUUCAUGGGGAUUUUGCUCUUGAGAGAAAUCCCGUGAAUUAUGAGGAUGCCAUUAAUAUUUACGCCAGCCUGCCAAAGCUGCUCGGAGACAAUGGGAAGAAAGCCGUGCCAGUGAAAGUCUGGCUGCAUCCUCUGAGUAAACUGGAUAAAAGAGCUGCCACAUUAGUUCGAGAGAUUGGUGACAAUCUGGUUUUCAAAACAGAAAGCAUCAUCCAGCAAAUGGCAGAAGUGAACAUGCAAUGCAACGAUCUGAUGAAACAUCCAGUUGCUGAGACUUUCCCAGAUGUUGAGAGAAAGAUACGUCAGUUUAGAGAAUAUUGUGAACAAUUUACACUCGGGUUUCAGAAGCAACUCACACAAACCCUGCCUUCCAUUCGAGGUGGAGAAAUGGACGAAGCAGCAUUAGCGGAAAUUUUAAAAGUAAAAGAAGAGUCACCAUUCAGAGAACUUGAUAUUACAGAAUUUUUGAGGAAGAUACUACAUGAAAUGGACUUUAUUAAGUCUCUGUUAGAGGCGCUGCCUAAAAUUCAGCUUGUUCCCACAGAGAAUAAACUGAGAGAAGCCGUAAUUAAGCCAGACAUUGAUUUCACGGUUUGUUUUAACUUUACCUCACUAAGUUCCUUUGACCCAUACUUGUUGCAUAUUCAUGACUGGCUUGACAUGAACAGAUUUACCCCUGGACGGGUCAAUGAAAAGAUGAAUGCUCCACAUUGGUUUGGAGAAUUAGGGAUGACUAGAAAGGCUCGGCAAUAUGUAAAGGAGUUCUAUGCCUUUUUUUGUGCCAAUCUCAACAAUAAUCGGACCCAGUUUGUAGUUUCAUCUCUCCUGGACAAAAAUAACCCUGGGAUUUCUAUUUACUUGUAUGAAGAAGGAGAGUUGAUUAACACAAAUUUCAAGCUGCCAUCUCAGCCUGAUCCUAUGGUAAUAACAAUGAAAACCCACAACACUAUCGAGCUUAGCCUCCGUCCUGCAGAAUUAGGGAGGGAAAGUAUAAAAAGUUUCAGAGUGGAGCAUAAAUGUGUGCAUGAUGAUGUCUGGCUGUCCUUAAAUGUACAGAAAAUGGAAAAAAAUUGA
Pelobates fuscus (common spadefoot toad) is the source of this 1725-nucleotide messenger RNA. Its product is annotated as neoverrucotoxin subunit alpha-like. The transcript is spliced from 2 exons. The coding region runs from base 52 to 1725 and encodes 557 amino acids. The record is from RefSeq and is a predicted model, not a curated record. NCBI's taxonomy places the organism in Eukaryota, Metazoa, Chordata, Amphibia, Anura, Pelobatidae.